AUGAAUUAUUCAACAGCUUCUUUAACUAUUAUAUUUAUUUUCACAAUAAUAUUAUUUAUUUUAUUUGAAUAUAUAACUAGUCAAGAAUGUAUAAAACAAGGGGAUGAUUGCUGUGACAAGAAUAAAUGUACUAAGGGUUGUUGUGAAGGGUUAACAUGCCAAAAUCGUCCAAAAUCUAAUGGCAGCUUCUACUACACAAAUAAAUGCCUUCCAGGUCAAUGUAAUCCAGAAAAUGGAACAUGCAAUAACGAGGAUGAAAUUGGAUGUUGUGGAGGAACAACAUGUGUCCAUCACAUAUGCACUAAAUGUUUGCAUACUGGUAAUUAUUGCAGUAAAUUUAAUAGUCCUAAAACUUUUUGUUGUUUGGGACUUUGCAAAAUAAAUGGAGACAAAUUGAGCUUUACUUGUCAGAAUGAAUAA
Messenger RNA from Meloidogyne enterolobii, 420 nucleotides. The record is from the annotation of a GenBank genome assembly. Lineage: Eukaryota; Metazoa; Nematoda; Chromadorea; Rhabditida; Meloidogynidae.